This is a messenger RNA of Phragmites australis (common reed), 1155 nucleotides long. RefSeq names its product protein FD-like. NCBI's taxonomy places the organism in Eukaryota, Viridiplantae, Streptophyta, Magnoliopsida, Poales, Poaceae. The transcript is spliced from 3 exons. Gene Ontology annotation, cellular component: nucleus. Bases 208 to 639 code for a protein of 143 amino acids. Gene Ontology annotation, biological process: positive regulation of DNA-templated transcription. The record is from RefSeq and is a predicted model, not a curated record. Gene Ontology annotation, molecular function: DNA-binding transcription factor activity.
AGAGAACGCCCAGAUCACGCGGAGUGCCUCGGACACUUAACAGACUGGCUCCGGCACAGGCGGCAGAUGCACUGUUGAAGUGUCAAGUGCAAAGCCUCGUUGAGUAACUAGGGAUCAAGAUUCAUUCAAGGCGCACACACACACACAGCACGAGCACGGGCAGUAGAACGACCCAGAGCUGCAUAGCUAGCUUGGCUACCAACAAGCAUGGAGCCGCAGCGAGGAGAGGAGCAGCUGGUGCGGGGGAAGAGAAACACUGGCAGCAACGACGCCGGCGCUGUAGAUAUCGCCGCAGGCCUCGGCGCAGCGGCUGGCCUCUGUUCCGGCGCGGCGGCAGCUUCUUCCGCCCGCAUCGCGCUGGAGCAGGAGGUGCUGUACCGCGCCGACCUGCAGCUGCAGGGCGCUGGCACCGGCGGCGACCGGCGCAGGGAGCGGAUGAUCAAGAACCGCGAGUCGGCGGCGCGGUCCCGCGCGCGCAGGCACGCGUACACGAACGAGCUGGAGAAGGAGGUGAGCCUCCUCCGCGAGGAGAACGAACAGCUAAAAAAGCUCUGCGACGAGCUGAAGGAGGCAGCGGAGGUGCCGGUGCCGGUGAAGAGGACUCCCCAUCUGCAGAGGACGUCGUCCGCGCCAUUCUAGCCAAAAAAAGUUCGGUGGAGGGAGGGUGCAUCCGCUUGCACAAAAUGGUAAAUGCUGUUUCCUCAAACACACCACGUUUUGGGGAAGAAGCCGAUGAUUGAUGGAGCUGGUGGUAGGGUAGCGUACCCACUGUGAAAUGAUGCUGCCUGCCUCGUUGCCUCUCUCUCUCUCUCUCUCUCUCUCUCUCUCUCUCUCUCUCUCUCUCUCUCUCUCUCUCUCUCUUCCUGUUGUCUGCUUUGACCCCACGCAUGCGCGCCCCUCUGUGCUCGUCGAUUACUACUUCAAUUCACAUGCAGGUUUCUGAAUUCUGAUUAAUUUGUUGCAAACGUACGGUUUCAUCCAAAAUAUAUAGCUCGAUCAAGCCAGCAUCAGCUCCAUGUCGAUCCAAUUCAUCCAUUGUGCAUGCAUGUCCAAGUUUCUGCGAACUGAAAUUAUAGAGGGUUUUACGACUUUUCUUGCAAAGAAUAGUACUAACUGAGGACUGCUGGUUGCAUUCUUUGCGUCUCAGCUUUCACA